AUGGCGGACUCAGGUAAUGCGCUGAAGCGACCUCAUCCCGCAGAGGACGAUCAUAAUUCUCAAAAAAGGACCCGCUCAAACAAUGGAUCCCCAGCCCCAGGUCAGGGGGCGCCUGCGGCACCCAAGAUGGAUAUCGAGAAGAUGGUAGCGGAAGCAAGAGCCAAGGCUGAAGCUGUGCGCGCACGUCUAGCAGCAGCCCGCGGCGGCGCGACACCACCAGCGCCUCCUGCAGGAUCAAGUCCCGCGCCAGGCUCGACCGCGCCAAGUGCCGCAAUGUCGAAGUUAGAACAGAUGAAAGCCAGGGUGGCCGCCGCGACCAGCAGAGCCAAUGCACCUUCUCAACAACGACCGAGUGCGCCGGUACCUUCACACGCUCCGGCAUUCGAUGACGAUGGCCUGUCCAAAGCUCGUGGUGGUCUAGAUGUCGGUCUCCAUCCAGCACUGCUUUCCGAUAAGACGCCAGACUUCCGUGGAGGAAAGGGUAAAGGGGGCAACCGGCGAGAUACACCAGGAUCUGCUUUCCAGCGCGGCAACAAAGCUCGACUGGAUCUAUCUGGUCCUUCAAUUGAGGAGAUCAAGAAUAACCCAUACUUCGAUCCCAGUCUCGACCCGAAGGCUACCGUUGCCAAACCACGCCAUUCCCGGCAGUUGAUCUUCAAUGAGAAGGGCAAAUAUAUCCAACAAGCUGCGGCUCUUCGACGACAGGCACAAUUGGAGGCUAUGAAGAAGAGGAUUGCGGAGAAGGCCCGACAAGCCGGUAUUGACGAAGAUAUGGAUGUCGAAAAAUCAUAUCUCGUACCUGCACCACCUGCUAUUGAAUGGUGGGACGAGGGCUUGGUCGGUGGGGGCGAUUAUUCUGCCAUCGAGGAUCCAGCAAAUGUCAAGGUGGACACUCCCGACACGAUCAUCACACGCUAUAUUCAACACCCUGUGCUCCUUGAGCCACCACAGGAAAAGCACCAACCGGCGCAGAAACCCAUGUUCCUUACACACAAAGAGCAAGCGAAGAUUCGCCGGCAGCGACGCAUGGCAGAUCUGAAAGAACAGCAAGCAAAGAUCCGACUGGGUCUUGAGCCCGCGCCGGCUCCUAAGGUCAAGAAGUCUAAUUUGAUGCGGGUUCUCGGUGAACAAGCCGUCAAAGACCCCACGGCUGUUGAAGCGCGCGUGAACAAGGAAAUCACCGAGCGUCGUGAGGACCACGAGACCAUGAACGAAAAUCGCAAGUUGACCAAAGACCAACGGCGCGAGAAGCUUGCGGCCCAGCAAGAGACCGAUGCCCAACUGGGUAUCUAUAUUUCUGUCUACAGAAUCGACAACCUCGCCAGUGGCCGGAACCGCUUUAAGAUCAAUAAGAACGCAGAACAAAAUGCUUUGACUGGUGUCUGCGUCACUCAUCCUAAGGUCAAUUUGGUUAUCGUCGAGGGUGGAAAACACUCCAUCAACAAUUACCGCAAGCUCAUGCUUAAUCGAAUCGACUGGACCGAUAAUCCCGGUCCGACUACUUCUGAAAAGAGCGAGGGACAACCAAUAUGGUGGUCUACAGAGGAUGAUAAGGGAGAGCUACGGGACUUCCGUGACAAUACGUGCACGCUUCUAUGGGAAGGACAGGCGAAGACCCGAGUUUUUAGAAAGUGGCUGGGUGCCAGACCCUGCGAGUCCGACUCUGCAGCCAAGGAGGUUCUGGCUCGUGCAAAGAUGGAGAACUUCUGGGUGUUGGCGAAGAGCGCCAAGCCUGCUGAGUUUUAA
Molecule: messenger RNA, 1746 nt
Organism: Penicillium waksmanii
Lineage: Eukaryota; Fungi; Ascomycota; Eurotiomycetes; Eurotiales; Aspergillaceae
Product: U4/U6-U5 snRNP complex subunit PRP3
Exons: 1
Coding region: 1-1746 (581 amino acids)
Biological process (GO): mRNA splicing, via spliceosome
Cellular component (GO): U4/U6 x U5 tri-snRNP complex
Source: RefSeq, a predicted model, not a curated record